This is a messenger RNA of Pleuronectes platessa (European plaice), 691 nucleotides long. RefSeq names its product transmembrane protein 238. The transcript is spliced from 3 exons. The record is from RefSeq and is a predicted model, not a curated record. Lineage: Eukaryota; Metazoa; Chordata; Actinopteri; Pleuronectiformes; Pleuronectidae. The coding region runs from base 145 to 459 and encodes 104 amino acids.
GAAGUAGGUCACCUGAGGGCGGGGCUCAGGUAGAGGAACGUAAACGCGGAAGUGAAAAGCAGCGGAAAGGAUUAAAAACUUUAAAUCAACGAACAACGAGAAGAAGAAACAUCUGUAACAUCUGUGUCCUCCUCCAGUUCCACCAUGGGCCUCUGUGACGGCCUCUCUCACUGUAAAGUGGCUCUGGCCUUCGCCGUGUUGAUGGACCUACUGGGUGGAGCCGCUCUGCUGGUGGGAGUCUUCGCCAACCUGGAAGUCAACGGACAGGACUUUGGAGACUUACUGGUUUAUACUGGAGCCCUGUUCGUCGUCAUGUCUCUGGCCGGCUGGGUGCUGUGGUACAGCGGCAACAUCGACGGCCUGACGUCCAAGAAGGAGCUGGGACACAUCGGCAGCGCGGUGGACCGCCUCGCUCGCAACCUCAGCCGCAAGAUCCGCAUCUACCGGGGCCACCGCUGAGCCCCGGACAGGAAUACACCUCAUUUUUAAACCCUCGAGUGUUCGAUACCUGUGUUUGUCAGUAUUAAGAUGAGAAACAGACCCGGAAUCAAACUGUGUUACAAGCUGGUCACAAACAUUUAACCUGUUAACGUGUCUGUUACAAAAUCAUGAAAGUUCUUUAGUGUUUGAACGAGACUGAAUUCAGCAUCGGUCUGUUGAUGGAUUUCAAUAAAAGCUUUUUAUACCUCAG